Orbicella faveolata is the source of this 2911-nucleotide messenger RNA. Its product is annotated as allatostatin-A receptor-like. The record is from RefSeq and is a predicted model, not a curated record. Gene Ontology annotation, biological process: G protein-coupled receptor signaling pathway. Gene Ontology annotation, cellular component: plasma membrane. Gene Ontology annotation, molecular function: G protein-coupled receptor activity. NCBI's taxonomy places the organism in Eukaryota, Metazoa, Cnidaria, Anthozoa, Scleractinia, Merulinidae.
GGAUUUUACUACUGUUUGAAACAAGAAAUCAAUUAAAAAAUGCCCAAGUAAUAAGAAAAGCUACGAGAUCCGAGCUAGAACGGAGCCACAGAUCCUAGAAGGCUAUACAUGUAAUAUGUUGAGAACGUUCUAUCAAUUAUUAGACCUGGUCUUCUCUAUUUUUUAGCCCUAGCACCCAAGGAGAUUUUAUUUUUUACGCUUCAGUAUCAACUCAUGUUACUAAAAAAAUGUCUCAGAGCUCGUGAUCACGCGUUCUACUCCUCAUCACUUCUUUUGCUUCUAAAAUAAUCAACCGGUAUGCUCGUAGCAGCCGAGGUUCUUUACCUUCUUGUCUACCUUGUUGUUGUUUACUGUUCAUUUAAAUUGGCUCUGAAAGGUUCAAUGGCAUUAUAGAGUGGUCAAUGAACAUAUUUAUCCACAGCCAAAGCAAUAUAACUCAAGAUAUACUUAUUCACGAAGAACAACGUCCAGUAUGGACAACAGCAUCAAUCAUCCGGUCCAUUGGAGCUCGCUUCUGUCUUCUACCUAAUUGACUUGGGAAAGUAUAAGACAAGAAAGUCACCUUAUGUUCGCCCAGCCGUUCGUGUCCCCGUCAGUCAUUCAGCCAAGCUGUCACUCAGUCCAUCAAUCAGUUACGUAAUCAGCCAGUGAGUCAGCCAGUCGUCAAUUACGAGUUCUAGAAGCGUUAAGCCGUGGAUCUGACACAUUGGCGAAACCCAACGUGAAUAGCAAGCACCUUUUGUUUUGGUCAAUUUACAAUAGGUUGCUGAAAAUGGUAUAUUUUUGUUUUAGGUAACAAAGUGGCCUUGUGAGUGUACUUGUGCUCAUGGAUUCUGAAUCAGUUCAGGCUGUUAUAGUAACGGUACUUUCUGUCCUUGUCAUCGUCGACAUCAUCGGAAACUCCCUUGUUUGUGUGGUCAUUACAAGGAAUCAAGACAUGAGGAUUCCAAUCAACUAUCUGCUUGUAAACUUAGCCGUGGCGGACAUGAUGGUGGCAGUAUUUUUUGCGCCUUUCCACAUUUUCAUCCACACGUUCAACCAUCCAGAUGGUGUCCUAGGCAGAGUUUUAUGCAGUUUGGUGACGGGUGGAGGCUUCGCAUGGGUUGGAGGUGCUUGCUCCGCAUUCACGCUGGUUGCUAUCGCGAUUGAACGUUACUACACGGUGAAUUAUCCUCAUGGUAACAAAGGAAAACUCACCAAUGCUAAAUUGAAGGUGAUCAUUCCUGCCUCUUGGAUUUUCGCAUUGACCAUGGAAAUGCCAGGCUUCCUCAGUUUGGAUUUUGACAAGACGCUCUCUUCCUGCACCUUGGCGUUCAGUAAAGAGUGGAUGGGGAAGGCUUACAGCGUCGUUUGGUUUCUGGUGUUUGGAGGCCUACCCAUACCAUUAAUGGCUAUUUUGUACUCCACAGUGGUGUACAAUCUCUGGUUUAAACGCAACGAUCAAAGUACACUUACCUACCAACAAAAGGGAGUACUAAAGGUGCGUAAACGCGUUACAUUGAUGGUGGUAACCGUCAGUAUCAUCUUCUCAAUCUGCUGGAUGACUGACGCAGUUAUCUUCCUGCUGAGCUAUCACAGCACCACUAACAGUCCAAGCGAUGUCACUUGGACCAUUGCCGCUGUAAUGAUCCUGCUCAAUUCAGCCGUCAAUCCCUUUGUCUACGGCUUAAUGAGCCAACGAUUCAGAGAGAAGAUCAAGGGAAUGAUCUACUGCAUGACUCGUUCUUCAAACGAGAUUCAUAUUACGAGGGAAACCCAGGAGCCCUUGCCGGCCAACAGCAUCGCACACCCAACACAACUGGUAGAACUACGCUUUAAAGAGUAACGUGCCUCAUAUGGCAAAUUAGAACAUAUUAGAACAAUGGCGCAAGGCUGUUGCAAUAUUUUAAGCGUUGAGUUAUCAACGUUUGACUAAUAUCAGUAGCCAUAUUUAUCAACAGGAUACUAGAUAUACAAGAGCCGUGUAAAAUACAUCAUUUUUCCGAUUAACUCGCCAUUUCCAGUUUCAGUUUUCUUCAGCGUACUGGCAGCAAUUCAUAAGCAAAGCGUAAUUCAUCUCGUGGCUAUUUGUAAAGCGAGUUUGAAAUCAGUAAAAAGUUAAUCUGGCAUAGUUACAGUUUUCUCAGACCAGCAGCGAGGACCUACUUCCCAUUUGCCACACAUGUGGACCUCAGGGAAGCAAUGAGAGUAGGUUCAGAUCGCAUUCAAAACGACCAAGAUGCUGGAAUGGAAGUUCCCAAAAUAAAUGGUAGUGACCUUUCAAAUUCACUACAAAACUAUAUAGGCGGCAUUUCUGAAAUAAAGAGAUAACCAGAGAAUAGUGUUAAAUCAUUCAAAUUCAAUUGAUUGAAAAUACACAUUAUACGUAUAACUGAAACAUUUGCAUUCUUGAAACGUAAUUACCAAACACAUACAUUUUUCAGCGUCAUCUUAUUUCAACAGGCGUGGUUGAGUAAUUAAUUUUGUAAAGGCGUAUAUAGAGAGGAAAUUAGCUUUAGGGUUAGGGGAAAGGCCAAACUAAACAACGUACCAGUGCAAAUGCCAGAUUCAAAACCUCACUGUUAAAAACCUCAAUGCGGAAGGAACGUUAUGGAUGAAACUCUGAAGGGCAAACUCAGCACCAGCAAUCUGACGCUCUCAUGCGUUAGAUGUGACGCUGCCCUAGUGUGGCAUAGUAUUAAAUUAAUAACUGACUUCAAAAGUGGUAAGGGGAAAAUAUGAUACUGGAAGCUCAUUGUCGCUUGAUCGUGAAGUGAGAAGUGUUCUAGAGUCGUUGAGGGAAUUCAACAAUUAAAAGAGGCAACAUCUUGAUGGUACUUUAUAUCACUAUCAAAUCAAAAGAUAGAAUGAAAAAUUAGAAUAUAGACAGAAAAAAGAAUAGAAAAAUAUAAGUUGGUUGUAUAAAUGUUCA